AUGGCACCACAGUUCCCCAUCCUUAUCAAGAGGAACAUCCACUUCCCCUGCUUCGGCUUCUCCAAGGAUGUCCAUGUGGAAGAGAUCAAUGGUGGGGUGGUCAUCAACUGGAACUGUAACCUGGGCCUGCCUGAAACCGACUGCAACCCCCACUACUCCUUCCACUGCCCCGAUCCCAAGACCACUGUCCCAGGCAGUGGCACUUGCAGUCCUGCAUCCUCCUCCUGGUCCUGCUGUGGCUGGUCCCCAUCACUGGGCCCUUCUACCUGUCUCCCCAGGAGGUCUGCGAAGUAUUACAAAUGGAACGGGACCCACACACGAGUGUUGAUCAAGGCCUGUGGGAUCCAUAUUGAUGUCAUCGUGCAGGGCCAGGCAGGGAAGUUUAGCCUGAUCCCCACUGUCAUCAACCUGGCCGUGGCUCUGACCUCGCUGGGAAUGGGCUCCUUCCUCUGGGACUGGAUCCUGCUGAGCUGCAUGAACAAGGACCAGGUGUACAGCAGCAGGAAAUUUGAGCAGGCACCACCCUAGAUCCUGGCCCUGGAGGUUUGGUCCUCUGGGACAGAGCAGUGGCCACGCUGCCAGCAAGGCAGGGCAGGGUGCCUGGGCACGGCUGCAGGGUGGGCAGCAGCAUGUGGCUGGGGCUGCCAGGGCAUCUGGCCCCUCCAGCCAUCUCUCACCCCCGCGGCAGGCUGAAGGUGCCUCAGAGGCUGCUC
Rhea pennata is the source of this 713-nucleotide messenger RNA. Its product is annotated as P2X purinoceptor 2-like. The transcript is spliced from 4 exons. The coding region runs from base 1 to 528 and encodes 175 amino acids. Gene Ontology annotation, molecular function: extracellularly ATP-gated monoatomic cation channel activity. Gene Ontology annotation, biological process: calcium ion transmembrane transport. Lineage: Eukaryota; Metazoa; Chordata; Aves; Rheiformes; Rheidae. Gene Ontology annotation, cellular component: plasma membrane; signaling receptor complex; nuclear inner membrane. The record is from RefSeq and is a predicted model, not a curated record.